GGAUCCGUCUGAGGCAGCGACGAGUGGUCGGAACCUUCUUCCUCCUCCUUCCCCUUCCCCUUCUCCCUUCGGGGAAAGGCUGGGGCUGGGCACCUGGGCUGUUCGGUGGCCAGUGCGGCCUCAGCUCCAGCCAGGCCUGGAGUGUUCCUGGUUGUGACAUCACAUCCAUCCCCGUGGCGAUGGAGCCUGUCACCAGGAAGGAAGCCUCAGUCGAAUAGCCAACAAGAUGGGUUACUCGGAGCAUCUCCUGAGUGGCACUGAGUGGAGGCAUCAGGGGGUCGGAGCCCGGUGAACAGGGAGUCUGCCCCCAACACUUGGAAGGACCUGGGUUUCAGUGAUGAGACAUGGGGUAUGAUGUAACUCGUUUCCAGGGGGAUGUUGACGAAGACCUUAUCUGUCCCAUCUGCAGUGGAGUCUUGGAGGAGCCAGUACAGGCGCCUCAUUGCGAACAUGCUUUCUGCAACGCCUGCAUCACCCAGUGGUUCUCUCAGCAGCAGACGUGUCCGGUGGACCAUAGCGUUGUGACGGUCGCCCACCUGCGCCCAGUACCUCGGAUCAUGCGGAACAUGUUGUCAAAGCUGCAGAUUGCCUGUGACAACGCUGUGUUUGGCUGCAGUGCUGUUGUCCGGCUUGACAACCUCAUGUCUCACCUCAGCGACUGUGAGCACAACCCGAAGCGGCCUGUGACCUGUGAACAGGGCUGCGGCUUGGAGAUGCCCAAAGAUGAGCUGCCAAACCACAAUUGCAUUAAGCACCUGCGCACCGUAGUCCAGCAGCAACAGACACGCAUCGCCGAGCUGGAGAAGACUUCAGCUGAACACAAACACCAGCUGGCGGAGCAGAAGCGAGACAUCCAGCUGCUAAAGGCAUACAUGCGUGCCAUCCGCAGUGUCAACCCCAACCUUCAGAACCUGGAGGAGACAAUUGAAUACAACGAGAUCCUAGAGUGGGUGAACUCCCUGCAGCCAGCAAGAGUGACCCGCUGGGGAGGGAUGAUUUCGACCCCGGAUGCUGUGCUCCAGGCGGUGAUCAAGCGCUCCCUGGUGGAAAGUGGCUGCCCUGCUUCUAUUGUCAACGAGCUGAUUGAAAAUGCCCACGAGCGCAGCUGGCCCCAGGGUCUGGCCACACUAGAGACAAGACAGAUGAACCGGCGCUACUAUGAGAACUACGUGGCCAAGCGUAUCCCUGGCAAGCAGGCCGUGGUGGUGAUGGCCUGUGAGAACCAGCAUAUGGGUGAUGACAUGGUGCAGGAGCCGGGGUUUGUCAUGAUAUUUGCACAUGGUGUGGAGGAGAUCUAGAGAACUUGCUGGGCUAUCAGGAAGAGAUGGAAAUCAGAAAAUCCCAUCGCUCCCGCAGCUGGGCCCUGAGUCCUCCCCACCGUCCUUAAUGCCACGGCUGACACUUGGGCCACACCUCUCCCCGCUCUUCUGGCACUGAAGGGCCCUGGGGCACUUUGCUCAGCCUUUCAGGUGGGAAACCCAGAUUCCCUCCUUUUGCCAUAUUUCUCCCCCCAAAAUGUCUGGAAGUCCUCAGUCUGGGUGGGAAAGCUCCCGCCUCCGUUCUGCCUAGGGGCCAUGGUUCCUGAUAUUUUCUGAAAGCACAAAGAGAUUCAGAUUCAUCUUCCCUAGAGGAUCAAGUAGAGAGAGGUGUGUAAUUGUCCCUCUCCUCCCAAGUGGAAUCAGAGCAGGCAGGCCUGUUGUCUCUGAGCAGCACUUAGAGGGCAGCUCUGGGGAGCAGACAUUCUGAAGAAAUGGUGAGCAUGGAACAGAAACCCUAGGAAUAAACAGGCCAGUGACUGGCCCUCGCUGAUGACCCCGAGGGGAAGACUGGACCUCCGUGCCAAGCGCACCCUGCCCAGCCGAUGUUAAAGGUGCAGCUCCUGCUGGGUCUGCAGGUGUGCAGACUGGAAUGCUAAACAUUUCCAGAUGAGCUCUUUCUCGUAAUUAGGGAAUGACAGGAUUGGGGGUUGGGGUUGAUAUGUCGGGACUUGUAUGCUCAGCUGGAAGCUGUUCUCUGGCACUGCGCCCUGUGGUGUGGGCCAUCAUCGUUCCAUAGACCCUCCCCAGCCCUGUGAGUAUAGUUAGUUAUUUUGAUAAUUCUCUUUGGCCAUUGUUUGUUUAUAUUUCACAAACCUCACCUGUGCGCCCUACCUUCUUCUUUCUUUCUUUUUUUUUUUUUUUUUUUUUUUUAGAAUGGCCUGGUCAUGGCUACCCUACUUUCUAGCCCAGCCAUAUUGUUGGCAAUUUAAUUUAUUUACUUUUUUUUUUUU
Messenger RNA from Lepus europaeus (European hare), 2269 nucleotides. RefSeq names its product E3 ubiquitin-protein ligase NRDP1-like. Gene Ontology annotation, cellular component: plasma membrane signaling receptor complex. Gene Ontology annotation, molecular function: zinc ion binding; ubiquitin protein ligase activity. The record is from RefSeq and is a predicted model, not a curated record. The transcript has a single exon. Gene Ontology annotation, biological process: regulation of canonical NF-kappaB signal transduction; tumor necrosis factor-mediated signaling pathway; positive regulation of JNK cascade. Bases 345 to 1298 code for a protein of 317 amino acids. Lineage: Eukaryota; Metazoa; Chordata; Mammalia; Lagomorpha; Leporidae.